Hippocampus zosterae (dwarf seahorse) is the source of this 7401-nucleotide messenger RNA. RefSeq names its product potassium voltage-gated channel subfamily A member 2. Gene Ontology annotation, molecular function: protein binding; delayed rectifier potassium channel activity. Gene Ontology annotation, cellular component: axon terminus; dendrite; voltage-gated potassium channel complex. The record is from RefSeq and is a predicted model, not a curated record. NCBI's taxonomy places the organism in Eukaryota, Metazoa, Chordata, Actinopteri, Syngnathiformes, Syngnathidae. The transcript is spliced from 2 exons. Gene Ontology annotation, biological process: potassium ion transmembrane transport; protein homooligomerization. The coding region runs from base 754 to 2250 and encodes 498 amino acids.
UGGGCUCACUUCAAAAGUUGGUGGAUUCAAACAAUAGAUGUUUUGUCCAAAAAGAGUGACUGAUUCUAUCAGUGGGUUCAGGCAACUCAGCAUUUUGUUUGGACAAUGGGGUUAAGAAAAACAGUAAUGCACUCAAUUAUGAACAAAAAGCCGUCCCUCUUGCUGUUCACGCUCCCGAGUGUUCACCUUUGCACAUCAUUUGUGCUGAUCUCAUUACCUUUUUUUUUCCUUGCUCCUGCGUGAUAGCCGCUUCUCUUAGUCCAACCCUUUCGUUUUUUAACCCUAUAAUCAGCAACAUCAUCAUCGUCAUCAUCAUCAUCACCCUCAGCCAUCAUCACAAGAGACGUGGAGGAAGAAGAGGAGGAGGAGGAAGAGGAGAAGAAGGGGGAGGAGGAAGGGGGGCGCAAGGACACACCCGCCUGCGCACCGUCCUCGGCCAGGCACACGGCAAGGAUGCAGCAGCAGCAGCAGCAGAAGGAGGAGAGGCAGUCAACACGAGGUGAUUCCCCAGCAGUCCUGCAGUGGAGAUGCACUACAGGGACGAUUACCUGUUUUCAUUUUGUAGAUUAAAAGCAUUUUUUAUUCCAAGACAGGAGAACUGGUUGUCUCCAAACGACAGUAUCAGCAGCAGAGUCCACUAAGAUGUCUGCAGUCCAGCCCUGAGAAACGCCUGGAGGGUUCUCCACACCCGGACGCACGACCGCACCCCCCGCGAAAGGUGCAGUCCUCGGCCAGCCGCCAUUUCCCGCCACGAUGACGGUCGCCACGGGUGAUCCGUCCGACGAGGCGGCGGCACACCCGGGCCACCCGCUGGACUACGACCCGGAGGCGGACCACGAGUGCUGCGAGCGGGUGGUGAUCAACAUCUCCGGACUGCGCUUCGAGACCCAACUCAAGACCCUCUCGCAGUUCCCCGAAACACUUCUGGGGGACCCCAAAAAGAGAAUGCGCUACUUUGACCCGUUGCGUAACGAGUACUUUUUUGACAGGAACAGACCCAGCUUUGAUGCCAUAUUGUACUACUACCAGUCGGGCGGGCGGCUAAGGAGGCCGGUGAACGUUACGCUGGACAUAUUCUCCGAGGAGAUCCGCUUCUACGAGCUGGGUGACGAAGCCAUUGAGAUUUUCCGCGAGGACGAGGGCUUCAUCAAGGAGGAGGAGCGCCCUCUCCCCGACAACGAGUUUCAGAGACAAGUGUGGCUUCUGUUUGAGUACCCGGAGAGCUCAGGUCCAGCUCGGAUUAUCGCCAUUAUCUCCGUCAUGGUCAUCCUCAUCUCCAUUGUCAGUUUCUGUCUGGAGACCCUCCCCAUCUUCCGCAACGACGAGGACGACAUGCACAAGUCCCACAAUGAGAUCUUUUACCCCGAGACCAACACCACAGUCAUCAGGUACACCUCCACCUACUUCACCGACCCCUUCUUCAUCCUGGAGACGCUGUGCAUCAUCUGGUUCUCCUUUGAGUUUCUAGUGCGCUUCUUCGCCUGCCCCAGCAAAGCGGGCUUCUUUGGCAACCUCAUGAACAUCAUUGACAUUGUGGCCAUCAUCCCGUAUUUCAUCACGCUGGGCACAGAGCUGGCAGACAGUCCGGAUGACGGUCAAGCCGGACAGCAGGCCAUGUCUUUAGCAAUCCUCAGGGUGAUCCGACUGGUGCGGGUGUUUCGAAUUUUCAAGCUCUCACGCCACUCCAAGGGGCUCCAGAUCCUGGGCCAGACCCUGAAGGCCAGCAUGAGAGAGCUGGGACUGCUCAUCUUCUUCCUUUUCAUCGGUGUCAUCCUCUUCUCUAGCGCGGUAUACUUCGCAGAGGCCGACGAGCGUCAGUCCCAGUUCGAGAGCAUCCCGGACGCCUUCUGGUGGGCCGUGGUCUCCAUGACCACGGUGGGCUAUGGUGACAUGGUACCCACCACCAUCGGGGGCAAGAUUGUGGGCUCCCUGUGUGCCAUCGCCGGCGUGCUGACCAUUGCCUUGCCCGUGCCUGUCAUCGUGUCCAACUUCAACUACUUCUACCACCGCGAGACGGAAGGGGAGGAGCAGGCGCAGUACCUCCAGGUCAACGCCCCCAAGAGCGAGUCGGGCGAGGAGCUGAAAAAGAGUCGCAGCGGAUCGACCAUCAGCAAGUCGGACUACAUGGAGAUCCAGGAGGCGGUCAACAACAGCAAUGAGGACUUCCGCCGGGAGAACCUCAAGACUGCCAACUGCACGCUGGCCAACACAAACUACGUCAACAUCACCAAGAUGCUCACAGAUGUGUAGUCUACCGUAGAGAUCACUGGGGGAAAAAAGUAAUACAAAGGCAAAAGAAUGCAGGAAUGAGAUGCUUUUCACGCCACGCUUCACUCCUCCCUGAGCACUGUCAGACAGAGCCAGAUUUGUUUGCAUUUGCAUGGAGUUUCCUGAGUGGAAGAAAAACUGAAAUGUCACACUAAUGCCAACCAAAAAUAACCAUUGAGGGGAAAAAAAAAGCUUUUUGAAGUUAAGACAACACACUGAAGUCACUUGAUCCCUCACUUACCAGGGUGCACUGCUUUGCUUUAGGCGCAAAAUACUUAGGCAUCACCAUAGAAAGAGAGAGAAAAAAAACGUGACCAUACAGCGGGUCCGUUCCCAGGUUUGUUUCUCACUGCUAGUUUUUGCAAGGAUGAAUGACAGCUGUCGGCGCCACAGACGCUUGUGGUGGGACAUUUUAGUAGUCAGUAUCUGAUGAGUGACUGAGAAUGGCCUUGAUGCCUCACUGUUUUGCUCUUACGCGACAUGUUACUACGAUGCAAGCUCUCUUCAAGAUGCUUUCCCCGCCAUUCACCCAAACUGGUCUUAUACUGCGGAGCUUUGAGGACAACUUGAAUGUUUCUUCUCUGGUUUUGUUUGGUUGUUUUUUGUUUUUUUUCCAUGCACAACAUUGAUUCACGUAGCCUGUAGUUAGGGACUGUUAGUCAGUCCAGAGGGUCCAACUUUUACGAUGGUCCGGGCAGAGACUUUUUAAUGUUUAAGAACAGCAUGCAAAUAAUUAGUGGCACAAAGAAUCAUGAGGCACAAGAAGCCACACUCGUUGACCCUGGUACUUGCGGUUUUUCAUUGAACUGUGUUACAUUUAUGGCUUAAAACUAUCAGUCAUACAAAUAUUGACUCAAAUUUAGUGGCAGGUUGUACAUCAAUACCAUACAAAACUGUGACAACAUCACGCAACUGUGCUGCAUACAUCAUUUGGAACUGUAGAUUGAAUAUUUAUCAGAUAACAAAAAUACCAUGCACACCAGAAACACUGAUUAUUAGUAAACGUGUGGCGAUCACUUCAUAUGUUUUGCUCAAGGAUAAAAAAAAAUGCUGAUGUGGUUAUGGUCUACUUAUGAGGCAAAUUUGAGAUUCUAUAAAGAAACUUUCAUAAUGCUGUCGCGCAGGUUAGCGACAGUCGCGUUCCAAAAUACGGACAGAUUGGGGUUACACCACCACUGUAGGAUUGGAACUCAAACUCGGAACCCUCUGAAGAUGCAUAAUAUAUAUUUGGCGGGUAAGUUGCCCCCUACAGGCCAAACAUAGAAACACUCAAGCUGGGCACACACUGCGAAAUACGUGUGUUCUCUUCUGAUUUCAAAAUGACCACAUUUUGAAUUGCGACAUUGUUAGUCCUGGAGCUAUGGUCAAUUCAGGGCUUGUGCUACAACGGUUCGUCUGAGGUUGCCAUAAACAUCAAUGAACAGGCUUUACAUUGACAUAAAAUACAAAACUGUUAGUAGUCAAUUCUCCAGUCAAUAUAGGAUCUUCAAACAAACAGAGUUUUGAGAAAGUGCAACAUCAAUAAUUAUUCUUGGGACCGAGCAAAGUGGAGCUGUUUCAAUGGAUUUGGCAAGUUCGAAAAAAAAAAAACAAAUUAAUUGUUGGCCAUGACGCCCCCAAAGCAGAGGCUGAGCUGCACUGUGUUUGUUUGCAAAGUAGAUGCAUGGAUAGAUUGCAAUGCAGUUCCACGUUCUGCAAUUCCUCAACGAAUUUUGAGUCAACUUUUCCACCCUUUUAAUUCGUUAUUAGUCAUUGCAGAGGUAGUACUCGUGAGCUGUGAUGAAUGAUUUACGAGUCCCUGUCAGUCAUCGCAGUAGCCCACUAUGAUGUUUAGAUGAUGUGAGGUUAAGAUGAGGUAAGGUCAACUGCAAUAAUCAAAAGUAUGGUGGCCCUAAAAGGUUAAAAAAUGGUACACUGUACUACUUCGUGUCGCACUUACAAUGAUGUUUGACAAACAAAUGUUUCUUUGAAGAUUUUUCUUUAAAAUUCCCAAACGUCUCAGUGUAUGCCCAGCUUUAUUUUUUAUUUUUUCCACACAGAAAACACGCACACCCACCACUAUACCCUGACCUUCCACCUAGAAGCCUUCGCCAGGUUGCCGUAAAAAUCACUUUGAGGUCGCGGAUGUUACUGAGCUGUUUAGGACGCUGUGGUUACCAUAGCAACUUUUGAGAAGAAUGGAUGUAAAAUAAUCUUUUCUAGUCUUGCAUGACAUCCUAUUCAUCCCUAGAAGCAUGACUGCAAGCUUCAAGAAGCUCACUGCAGAGAUUUAAAAAAAAAACGAUUUAAGAUGUAUUUAUAAAUAUAGACUGAAUGCAAAUACAGCACACUUUCACCAGAGACUUGUGAUGCAGAUAUUGCCAUAAUUAAGCUAACAUUUAAUCGUGAGUGCCGAAGGCACACACUCUUACGCUCCUGCUAGCCCUUUCCUAGCAUACCUCGGGGUGAUAUAUUUAAAACGAGACACGGGUUUCAGUUGGCGUUUGAUGAGCAUGAAUGCCUGGAAAGCUCUCAGGAUGCUGUCCAGUUAUGGAUAGCUGCCAUUGCCGCAACACUGCCAAGUCAGGCAGUCCUAACCAUCUGUUCAUCCAUCCGUCCGUCCAUUGAUCCAUCCAUCCAUCCAUGCUGGGGGUGAUAAUCAGCAUCACUGUAGCAGACCUUGGCUGUCCCUCCUUAGUCCCAGUUUUAACAUUUGUCUGAUGGCUGUCGACUGAUGGGCGAGUUAAGGGGUAGCGGGCAUUGGUCUGUUUGUAGCAUGUGGCAUUUUCAAUGAAUUCUCCACGUCGAGGCGCCCGUGUCUAUUUUUAGGCUUCCGACAUGCUACAAUAACAACACGUGUCACGCCAUCGCUGCCGAUGCGCCGCUCGCCCAUCCACCCACGUCCGCUGCUCUCACGCAGCUCCUCAAACGUAGGGAAAAGUCAGCUGAAAUGAGCAACUGACAACUGGAGAGGAAAAACUUUUUUUCUGUUCUUUUCUGCACAGAACUUCAAAAUGACUAAAAUGAGUUAUCCCACUCUAGUUGCCGGUGGCUCAAAGGAAGAUACCAUUUUUUUGUUUCUAUAGCAAUAUUUCCCUUUGUUAAUCAAUCAAAAAGCACUUCAAGUGUGUAUACAAGCAUGUUCUCAUUGGGACUUUUGUGAGGCCAAUGCAGAUUCCAAUAUGGCAAAAAAUAAAUAAAUAAAAAAAGAAAUCAGACAACCAAGUAAUCAAUACACAAAAAAAAACUGUAACGAAUAAACGGUGACACAGUGGUCAACUGGUUAGCGCGUUGACUUCACAGUGCAGAGGUACGGGUUCAAUUCCGGCUCCGGCCUUCCUGUGUGGAGUUUGCAUGUUCUCCACGUGCCUAAGUGGGUUUUCUCCGGGUACUCCGGUUUCUUUCCACAUUCCAAAAACAUGCAUAUCAAGUUAAUGGAAAACUUUAAAUUGUUCUUAGGUUUGAUUGUAAGCGCAAAUGGUUCCUCAUCUAUGUGAGCCCUAUGAUUAGCUUGCAACCGGUUCAGGGUGUCCCACGCUUGCUGCCAGAAAACAGCUGGAAGAGGCUUCAGCUCACCCAAGAUCCUUGUCAACAUAAGCAGAUUAGAAAGUGGAUAAUGAAUCAAAUAAAUUCUUUUUGGAUUCCUUUUAGCUUACAAAAAUGAAGAUAUGAAUUACAGGCAGAACGUUUGGCUUUUUGGUGUUACUUUGCUCUUUAGUAUAUUUUUAACUUUACAACAGAGAGAAAAAUUGACAAGAAUCUGAUGAUUUUUUUUUCAUGGGUGGGAAUGUUCACUUUUCACUUUCACGUCACUUUUCAAUCCGUUUUUGUGGGUUAUCCCACUAAAUUCCUGCGAGAACAGGAAAAGAGGGUGCAGCUGUGUUGAUGCAUGAUUUAUAUCCAGUACUGUACGUUUUAAAUGGGAUGACAACAAAAAACAUCUUCGCCUCUGCAUGCUGGCACAUUUCUAUGAAAGUGUUUUUUUCUUCUUUCAUUUAGGUCAAACCCAUUGUAGCAGCAAUGCCCAAUAUUGACUUUUGUGUUGAAAACACACCCAGCUAAGUGAAGUCAACUUGUAUUCCUUGCAUAUUUUCCAAUCUUUUGUUUUUAAAUUAAUGUCAUUACAUUGGCAUUUAAAAUUCACUUCGUGGAAAAAGUUGGAGAAACGCUAGGAAAUCUAUGCAUUGGUUUUCAUAUGAAAUUAUUCGAUGGUGGUCACCAAUGUGAUCGAUACAAAUCUGAAACAAACCUUGGAUCCCACUCAAGAAAUCUUGCAAUAUUCUGCUGUGGGAUAGCUCAAUGAGAAAUUUUCAGAUUGUUUGGGGGUUUGUUUGACUUGCAUGAAAACACGCACACACACACACACACACACACACGCACACACACACACACACACACACACACACACACACACAAACAUAGGUGAAACAAGGUGACCAAUAUGCAAUAUGUAUGCAUGUGUGUGCUCACGAAAGAAUGGCUGUGACUUUCACACAAUAUUGUACAGUUGUCCAACCCUCUCGUCCAUCCGUGUUUUCAUACGGCUGAAUUUACGCCUCAUGGUUGAAGUGAAACAAUUCCAAUUUUGUUUUGGUGGAAUAAUUGGGAGAUGCAACAUGACAAAUUCCGAAAUGCGAUACAUAUCAUCCAAUUUGGCAUUAUUAUUCAUAUUGUAAAAUGGCAAGAAACUGAUUUUUUACAAUACUGUCAAACUGAGCCGUGUGUGUGUGUGUGCACAUAUGUAUACCGUGUAUAUAUAUAUAUAUAUAUAUAUAUAUAUAUAUAUAUAUAUACCUGCAUAUAUGCACAGUACACCUCCACCAUGCGACCCCCCCCCCCCCUCCACCCCCCAUCAGAAUUCAGCACUUUGACCUGCAGUGUAAAUUCCGCCAAAGAGUCACGGAAGCUUCAAUGGUGGAUGAUGGCUUUUCUUUUUUUUUGUCUAUGAAAUGUUGAGAUUGAUGUACAUAAGAGCAAAGGCAAUAUCAGCAGGUGACAUAUGGACUCAGCAAGUAAUAGGAUCUGCACUUUACAAGACAACUUGGACAAUCUGUGGACCAGAGAACAACAUUUAGUCCUUCCGACAUGAUUGAGAAUGCUGACAAGGCGAUAACAAUGAAGCCAAUAAUAAUUAUAAUAAUAACAAUAACUCAA